AUGUCGAACCCGGAACGCGUUGCUCUCAAGAUCGUAGUUCUUGGCAACUCAGGAGCAGGCAAAACAUCUCUGGUAAAUAGAUGGAUUACAGGCUCACACAAUAAAUCAAUUACACCGACAGUUGGCGCAAAUCAUCAGAAAAAGACAAUCGAAAUCGAAAAGAAAAAUGUUGACCUUUUUAUUUGGGAUACAGCCGGCCAAGAGCAAUUCCAAGCCCUUACUCCCCUUUACACACGUUCUGCUGCUUGCGCCAUCAUUUGUGCAUCAAUUACAGAUAAUGACUCGUUCGAGUCCUUAGACUUAUGGAAAGAAUUAGUCAAUAAUUCCUGUGAAACACCGCCUCCAACAAUCUUAGCUGUUAAUAAAAUAGACUUGGCGAGUGAAAAAACACUUUCAAAUGAGGCUAUUGAAGACAAGUUUUCCAACCAAUUUGACGGAUUAUUCUUCACAUCAUCUAUCACAGGCGAAGGUGUUGAAGAAAUGUUUGUUCAAGCUGGUAAAUUAGGAAUGAAUUACACAAACCAAGUUACCGAUAACGAUGCUAAGGGAUUACAAGAUUUAUCUACUUCCAAUAAGAAAUCUCGUUGUUGCUAA
Trichomonas vaginalis G3 is the source of this 594-nucleotide messenger RNA. Its product is annotated as GTPase protein. Bases 1 to 594 code for a protein of 197 amino acids. Gene Ontology annotation, molecular function: GTPase activity; GTP binding. The record is from RefSeq and is a predicted model, not a curated record. The transcript has a single exon. Lineage: Eukaryota; Parabasalia; Trichomonadida; Trichomonadidae.